This is a messenger RNA of Spea bombifrons (plains spadefoot toad), 3292 nucleotides long. It is a transcript of the gene PPP1R10, whose product is annotated as protein phosphatase 1 regulatory subunit 10. The transcript is spliced from 20 exons. NCBI's taxonomy places the organism in Eukaryota, Metazoa, Chordata, Amphibia, Anura, Pelobatidae. The record is from RefSeq and is a predicted model, not a curated record. Gene Ontology annotation, molecular function: metal ion binding. Gene Ontology annotation, cellular component: nucleus. Bases 570 to 3113 code for a protein of 847 amino acids.
AUUCCAGGCGUCGUCGUAAGGUCUCUAACCUCUAUGAUUUUCUUCGGCUCCAACGUCGCCUCGAUUAUUGGACAAUAGUUAAGAUUGUAAUAAUCUGACGUCCUGAAGCUUUGCGCCUUUUUUUUGGGAGGAAACUGAAGAUCAAAAUUACACAAAGAAGCCUCUUCCUACACCAUCAAUACGUUUUCUCCCUCUAGUAUUUUUUUCCCUCCCAUUAUAUAUCACACGAUUCUCUCUGAAGCAACUUAGAGGGGUUUGAUCCUUAAAUCCCAUUAACUGGUGGUAACAAACUCCAUCUUCCUCAUCUUAUACCUGACCGUUCCUCAGCCCCGAAGGACUCCUUGCUAUAGUCCUCUGAGACGGGGUCCAUUGGACGGUUUCCACCAUUAACUAACGUUGGCUCUUCUAACAUGGUAGCCACAGCCUUUUUUGUGUGGUCGUAGAGCUGUCCAUCAUUGAGGAUCUAUAUACCCCCCCAUCUGCCCCUCUUUUGUUUUAUUUUUCUUCCAAUUUUUAGCCCAUUACCUACGUAAAGACGCGCUGAAGGAGAAUUUUGGAUAGUCCGUGCUAUGAUGGGGUCGGGACCUAUAGAUCCCCACGAGCUCCUGAAAGGACUGGAUUGUUUCUUGGGACAAGAUGGUGAAGUGAAGGCCCCUGAAGGAAUGACAAAGAUUUUCACUUUAAUGAAGGAGUCUCGGAAGAUGGUCAGCCGCUGUAUUUACUUGAACAUUGUGCUGCAAACAAAUGCACCCGAAGUUCUUUCCAAAUUUAUCCGGGUCGGAGGUUACAAGUUGCUGAACAGUUGGCUGACGUACGCCCGAACAAAUAACAACAGCCCUCUGCUGCAUCAGAUUCUCCUAACGCUCCGGCACCUGCCGCUGACCGUGGACCACCUCAAACAGAAUAACACAGCCAAGCUUGUGAAGCAGCUCAGCAAAUCUAGCGAGGAUGAAGAACUUCGGAAGCUCGCCGGUGUUUUGGUCAGUGAGUGGAUGGCGGUGAUCAGAACUCAGAGCAACCUAAUCCCUCCAGACAAGGACAAGAAAAAGAAGAAAGAUGAGCCCAAGGGCCGGUCACCUGUCCCUGACAAGUCCCCUGAGGCCAAAACCGAAGCAAGAGCAGAGGAGCCAGGAGAUAAAAAGCGGGAGAAGCCGAAGGCUCCUCGCACGACAGCGCCCAGCCACGCCAAGUUCAGGUCCACUGGUCUUGAGGUUGAAGCUCCAUCGCUUGCCCCGGCCAAGAAACCCCCUGUCGUUCCUGUUAUAUCCGACAAGUACUUGAAGCCGGUCCCUGUGAAGAGGCAAGGAUCUCUUCCAACGCCUUCCGACGCUCCUCCUGCUGAGAAAAAAUACAAGCCUCUCAACACCACUCCGAACACCACCAAAGAGAUCAAAGUGAAAAUUAUUCCCGCCCAGCCUAUGGAGAGUUUGGGCUUUUUAGAUGCGCUGAAUUCUGCCCCUAUUACUGGACUGAAGAUUAAGAAGAAGAAGAAAGCGGUUUCUCCAACCAGUAAUAAGUCAAGUCCAUUUGACAGCAAAUCCCCCGGCGACACCAACAGCAUCAACAAACCCUCCUCACCGGAUCCAGAACCCGCGGUGGAAUCGAUGGACGUGGACCGACCGGGGACGCCGGUACCGGCUGUAGAGCUUCCAGAACCUAUGGAAACCUCCGCCACUCCUCUCACAUCUGCCGAUGCCAAACCAGCGGAAGGAGAGGCCUCGCAGCUCACGAAGAAAGGAAAGAAGAAGAAAACGGUCAGCUGGCAAGAUGAAAGCCGUCUGAGGGAGUACUUCUACUUCGAGCUGGAUGAGACCGAGAGAGUCAACGUAAACAAGAUUAAGGACUUUGGUGAAGCGGCAAAGCAAGAAAUGCUCAAGGAUCGUCAGGCCUUCCAGACGGCCCGGCGCCUGAGUCACGAUGCUAUGGAGGAGACCAUCCCCUGGGUCCUGCCGCGGCCCAUCAGCCUUCCUGGGGCCCUGGUGCAAAUCGGCAGCAACAGCACCGAGAAGCACACCCAGGCUGAGAGGGAGAUGGGGAUUCUGCAGGAGAUCUUUCUGUCCAAGGAGAGCGUUCCUGACACUCCCCACGAACCUGACCCUGAACCGUACGAACCGUCACCGCCUAAACUUAUACCGCUGGAUGAGGAUUGUUCUAUGGAUGAUGGCGUUUAUCCUGAACCUCUGGACCAGAGCGGGGCUUCUCAGUCACCAGACAUGGCAGGCGGUGCAAAGCUGCCCCCUGUCCUCGCUAACCUGAUGGGUAGUAUGGGCAAUUCCAAGGUGCAAAACAGCCCUCUGCCAGGCACCAUGCAGGAGAUCCUGACAUCCAUAAUGGGAGCGCAGGGAGCCGCCAAUCCUGAAGACCUUAUGAAGCAGCCGGAUUUCUCGGACAAGAUCAAACAGUUACUCGGAUCCUUACAGAAUCAGAACCAGAACCAAGCCCCUCCAGGACCUGUUCCACAAGGAUUAUUGGUGCCGAUGCCCGUCAACAAUGGCUUCCCCCCGCCUGCUCCAAAAAAUCCACCACAGCAGCCCCCGCCGCAGCAUCAGCCACCCCCUCAGCAUUACCCACCGCCAGGACCUGCUGGGCCCUUUCCAGGUCCACAUGGUCCCCCAGGGGGUCCGCGCAUGAUGGGGCCGCCUCCGCCACCACAACGCGACGGUUACUGGGAACCCCCACCUAAUGAGAACAUGAGAGGAGGAGGAGGAGGACCCCAUGGUGGAGGCGGAAUGAGAGGAGACCGAGGACCUCCACCACCUUUUCACAGGAGAGGAGGGAGAGGAGGAGACCCUGGCUACAGGGGUAGAGGUGGUCGUGGAGGUGACAGAGGACCUCCUGGAGGCGGGAGAAAUGGCCCACAUGGCAUGAGUCAUGGUGGCGAUCACAGAGGCCACGGAGGAGACCACAGGGGACACGGCGACCACAGAGGUCACGAGGGAGGCCACAGGGGACACGGCGACCACAGAGGACACGGAGAGCACAGGGGACACGGCCACGGCGGAGACAUGUCCGGCCGUCCUUUCUGCCGACACUUCAUGAUGAAGGGCAACUGCCGCUACGAAAACAACUGUGCCUUCUACCACCCGGGCAUCAACGGCCCCCCGCUGCCCUGAGACACCCCCGCCCGCUGUCUCUCAAUGCGCGCUGUUUGACGGGAGAACAAACGCGAUUAAAGGACAAUCUUUUUGGUUUCGUAUUUUUUAAUGGCUUCCAUGAGGCCCUAUCUCUAUCCUUCAAUCAGCCAGCUUUGGGGAGCGCGCUGACGGACUGCGACCCCAUCUCCUCUUUAACA